AUGUCCUCUUAUUGCAUUACAAAUUUUCUUUUGAUUUUAAUUUAUUCAGAAACUCAUCAAACAAUUGAAGGUACGCAUUCAAGAGCACCUUCAAUCCUUAUCACAAGCGCUAUAUUCACUGUUCUAACAAGCGUCACACCAACACCAGAAACUGAUCUCUUAAAAGUCAUUUCUGAAAAUAGUCCAAGAACUCUUUAUCAUCACUCCCUCACUCAAAAACAAAAAAAUGAAAGAACGCUUACUGCAAAAAAUUUUUUCACAAUUCACAGCAAAGCUGAUAAAAUUGCAAUAUAUUCUAUCAUUGGAGCAAUGUUUCUCACUGCAGUAGCAAAUCUAGGCUUAUUUUUGGCCACAUUAUUCCAUUAUUUCUUCUCAGAAGAUAAAGAAGAAAAAAGUGAAAAGAAAUAA
Molecule: messenger RNA, 408 nt
Organism: Brugia malayi
Lineage: Eukaryota; Metazoa; Nematoda; Chromadorea; Rhabditida; Onchocercidae
Exons: 3
Coding region: 1-408 (135 amino acids)
Source: RefSeq, a predicted model, not a curated record